Messenger RNA from Candidozyma auris, 1188 nucleotides. RefSeq names its product protein farnesyltransferase (gene RAM1). Gene Ontology annotation, biological process: protein farnesylation. NCBI's taxonomy places the organism in Eukaryota, Fungi, Ascomycota, Pichiomycetes, Serinales, Metschnikowiaceae. Bases 1 to 1188 code for a protein of 395 amino acids. Gene Ontology annotation, molecular function: protein farnesyltransferase activity. The transcript has a single exon. Gene Ontology annotation, cellular component: protein farnesyltransferase complex. The record is from RefSeq and is a predicted model, not a curated record.
AUGCUUGCGACGCCUCCAAUAGCUGAAGACGACUACUUAUGUGAAACUACUGCCUCUCAAAAGCAAGUCGAACUGACAAUCAAGCCUAUAUAUGAAGGGUUGUUCCAGGGAAUUCAUCCUGGAGAAGUGUAUGAUCAGGAGAUCGCCACAGAUUCCCACUUAAAGUUCUUGGAGUACUUCAUGGACAAUGCCUUACCUGAGCCCUUCUACAGGCUAGACGCUUCCCAGCAGUGGUUGAUAUACUGGAUAAGCAAUGCACACGUGGUGUUGAGCGGGAACGAUCUCCUGGAGGAUAUGAAGAAAAAGAUUUCACAGAAGGUCAAUGCAUUGAUUGUGGAGGAAGGUAAGGGUGGAAUUGCCGGUGGACCUAAUGGGCAGAUUGGACAUGUUGCCUCUACAUACGCAGCCGUUCUUCUGUUGAUUCUUGCUGAAGAUUAUGGUACGUUGGAUCGGAUCAAGGACAACAUGCUACAAUGUCUUUUCACGUUGAAAAACAAGGAUGGGUCCUUUGCAAUGCAUCCCGGCGGAGAGUGUGACACUCGAUCGACGUAUUGUGUUCUUGUGAUCAGUUCUCUACUUGAUCUCCCUACUCAAGAGCUCUGGCGGGGCUGCAGAGAGUGGGUUUCUUCGUGCCAGACAUUCGAAGGUGGUUUUGCUGGGGUCCCAGGAACGGAGGCUCACGGCGGGUAUACGUUCUGUGCUUUGGCAAGUUUCUUUUUGCUAGGCAGAAGAGAUGGUGAUUUUGACAGAUCUUCUCUCCUACGGUGGCUAGCUGACAGACAAUUGAGCUUGGAAGGUGGGUUCUCAGGCAGAACAAAUAAGCUCGUUGAUGUAUGCUACAGCUUUUGGGUCGGUGCCUCUUUUGCUUUAAUGGAAGCUGACACUCUGGAGUCUGCUCUAUUCAACAAACAGGCGUUGAUAUCUUACAUUGCCAAUUGUUCCCAGGAAACUGACGGUGGAGGCCUUAGAGACAAGCCUGGGAAGUCGCCAGAUUUGUACCAUACCAACUAUGCACUCUGUGGAAUUAGUAUGGCGGAACACUCUUACAGAAAUAUUAAUGGGGACGCUUACACCUUUGAAGCUCAUGAGCUUCAUGAAGGGUCUUCCUACACCUUGCCAGUGAGCCCUGUGUUUGGCAUCCCUCUCAGGUAUGUCGAGAAGUACAGAGCGCACAUAGAAAAGAAAUAG